This is a messenger RNA of Blepharisma stoltei, 4345 nucleotides long. NCBI's taxonomy places the organism in Eukaryota, Ciliophora, Heterotrichea, Heterotrichida, Blepharismidae. The record is from the annotation of a GenBank genome assembly.
AUGGUUGACUCGAAACUUAACCAGCCUCUUCUUGGUAUUGAGCUGAGAGGAAAAUCAAAUGUAAGUGACGAUUCGCCUAUAGAAAAGCAGCCUUCAAUUUCAAGCGGCUCUUUGGCUAUUAUGACGCACUUGGCAACUUCAGCUGUCAUCAAUAAUCUUUCACAAGCAGGCCAGCAAUUCAGUGACGAAAUCAAAGAAAUUAAUGAUCAUUUAACAUUAUACCAUCCAGAACAAGCUAUUAUUCUGGACUUCCAAGGGAAAAUCGCCAUAAGCGAAGACGAAAACUGGGCUUUUGGAACUGGGCCUGGAGGAAAUCUUGAACUUGUUCAUAUACCUUCAAAAAUGUACAAGUCAUUUAAAGUGGUCCAAGGCAGAGAGCCUGUGACAAAUCGCAUCUUCUUUUCCCUCACAUCAAAAACUAUAGAAACUGAGGGCACAAAAGCAACCUACAUUUUAGCAGCAACAAACGAAGGAAAAAUUAUCAAAGUUUCAGCUGAAGGCUUAAUAAAUAAAUACCAUGAAGAAAGAAAAGAGGAGCCUAAGCCUAAGCCACAAGAAGAGAAAAAAGAAGCCCCACUUCCGAAGCCCAUCUUCGUCCAGGCAGAAAAAGUCUAUACUCACCACCAAAAAGCUGUGAGAAGCAUCAAAAGCCCAAAAAACUCAAGUUUCGUCUAUUCAUCAGAUGAAGACGGAAAUGUGUUUAGAUUCAGAAUUGAUGUAGAUGAAGAGCCAGAGCUCUUAUUCAACAAUCCAGAUGGUGUAAGCACUAUUGAUAUCAGCCAAGAUGAAAAGCAUCUCAUAUGCGGAGGAAGAAACCUUUUGGUCAAAGUCUAUAACUUGGAAACCAGAAGAGAAGAAACUGUGUUAGGUCCAAUGUCUGAUCCAAUUUGGACAGUUAAAUUUUCUCCAAAGAAAAAUAUAGCUGCAGGAACAUUUAAAGGAGAAGUUAGGCUUUGGGAAUGGGAAACCUGGAACCUCAAGCAGAUUUUCCAAGGAAACGAAAAAUCAGCAACUAGCAUAGACUUCAUUUAUGAUGAAGAGUACUUAAUAACUACUUCUAAUGAUACUACAGUCAGAAUUUGGAGUAUGGCAACAGGCGAGCCAAAUGUCGUGCUGAGAAAUCACAAAAGAGAAGUAAUUGAUCUUCAUGUCAGAGGAAAUAAAUUUUAUACUGUAGCCAGAGAUAAAAGACUUUUAAUAUGGACACUUCCUCAAUUGACUGAUGAAGUUCGUUUUCCAGCCCAUAAUGGCGAAAUCGUAAAACUUGCCUUCAGCCAAAAACACAGCCUGUAUUUUUCAUUUGCAGGAGAUAGGAAGGUGAUGGUAUGGGACGCAACAAAUAAUAGCAAAGUGGCUGAAUUAGCAGUUGAAGGAUGGGGGUUAUAUAUGAGUUUAACUCCUGACGAAGACUACGUAAUCACAUGCUCUAAGAACAAAAAGCUGGUCUUUUGGGAAAUGCUGACUUGGACCCCUAAGUUUUAUCAGAUACCUGACGGAAGCUCUGUAUCGUGCAUGAGGUUUAGUGCAGACGGAAGCUUGUUCCUUACUGGUGACGAAAAAUUCAAGGUCAAAGUCAUUAACUAUGCCUCUCCUUCUGAGCUCCCAAUAAAAUGUGAGUUUCACACUCAUCAAAACCAAAUCACAGCACUUGCUAUAAAGGAUGACAACUCUAUGGCGUUUUCAGGAAGUGAAGCUGGACAUAUAAUUGCCCAUGAUUUAAUAACUCUUGAAGAGUUUCCUAUGCAAGGCCAUACUGAAAGUGUGUCAGCAAUAGAGGUAAUCAGCUAUAAAAACUUAUUGCUGUCCAGCUCAUUCGAUAAAGCAGUGAGACUAUGGAGCAUUGAGAAAAAACAGUGUAUGAAAAUAAUUGAACACCACACUGACAGAGUUUGUGGACUCUACAUCACAAAGGACAAAAACAACCUUUUCAUCAACUGUCUUGAUAAAACUAUAACUUUGUGGGAUCUUCACAGCUUGUCACUCAUAACUUCAUUUGAUGUGAGUAGAGGGGGAAGAUGCUUACUCCUUCUCCGUGAAUGAAAAAAAAAAUUUUUUGGAGUUAAAUGUUUUAAAAAUUUUUAUAGUUUGAAAUUUAAAAAAAUCCCGAUUUGAAAGCAAAUAUUAAUUUAAUUAGUAAAUUUAUAGUUUAAAAUCCAAGCUACUUAAAAUAAAAUAUUUUUUUAUAAAAAAUUUUAUAUUAAAAAGUUUUAUUCGUUUCCAGAGAUGGGUUUUUGGAAUUUUUUCCAAUAGUUUUGUUUAGAUCAGGACGGGAGGUAGCUGUUUCUGCUGAUGAAAAAAUUAUGUAUAUUUCUCAAGAAAAAGACUUAUCUACAAGGGCAAAUCCAUUGCAGAGUAAAUUCGGACUAUUUGGCCCAGGGAAAAACUACUUUGCCUUUAUGGGAUAUAUUAAGUCUUUAAUGAGAGAAGAAAAGACUAAAUAUAUCGCAGAUCUUGAUAAAUGGACAGUUAUGCCGAAUAAGAUAGCUCCUAUGCAUCUGUUUGCGUUCUAUAACUUGCCAGGACAUCUGAGAGAGUCUUUUGCAAGAAACAGCACUUUCUUCCAGACUGCAAGUGGUGAAAACCCUCUUUCUUUAGCCUUAGUCAGGAAAUUCACUGAAUGCGUAAACACUAUCUUGCUUGGAUUUUGUAAUAAAAUUGCAUUCAAUCCUUAUGAAGUUUCAAUUGUUAGCAAGCAUAUAAUUGACCUUAACAGGGGAGGAUUCAAAGCAUUGGAUUCAUUUUAUCAAAAUUUGCUGACCCCAGCGAGAAGCUCAUUUUUACCCAAGUUUUGUCUUAAUACAGUAGCUUUGCCAGUUAUUGUACAAUCCCCAACUCCUUCAGUUCUGCCAGACAGCUUUGUCCCUAUGGAUCAGUAUGCAAAUGAAGGAAUAGCCAUUGCUUUCUUAAGAAGUCCUAUUUCACUAAACACCAUAGCUGGCUCAAAAGAAAGCAUUGAUUUCUUAGAAAGCUUAUUGCAGUGUUCAAAUAAAGAAGUUCUAAGGACCAAAUUCAUUAGCGUCUUACUAGAGCAAAAAUGGAAGAAUAUCAGAUAUAUUUUGAUUACCCAAGCUUUAUUCUUUAUAACAUAUCUUGUCUUGCUAUCAACCUAUACCUUAGGCUACCUUUACGAUAAAGAGUUUUUGGUGCCUGUUUUUACAAUCAAUCUUUUAUUGCUAAUGUACGAGAUCUAUCAAAUGGUUGUAUGCGGGUUUGGGUACUUUAAAGAAGUUUGGAACUAUUUCGAUAUUUUCCGAUGCGUAUUAACAAUAAUUUACUCUUAUCUAAGGAUUCCCCCCUCAUUUGUCGAAUUUUCUAGUCUUUUUUUUUUAUAAGAAUUUUUUUUUUUCAGGACCUCAUUUGUCCCAAAAUCUAGUCAAAAAAUGAUUUGUCCAAUUUUCUAGUCUUUUUUGCAUUUUUUCGAAUGCCCUAAAUUGUAGUUUUUUACUUUAUAAAAACUAGAAAAUGAAAUUGGACAAAUGAGGUCCUAAAAAAAAUUUUUUUUCCUAUAAAAAAACUAGAAAAAUGGACAAAUGAUAAAAGACUAGAAAAUUGGACAAAUGAGGGGGGGUCCUUAGUUUGGGAUGACGACACAGGAGAAGUCACUCAAAGCCUCCUUGUCAUUCUUACUUUAAUUUCUUGGAUAAGAGGCAUCACAUUUUUCAGCAUUUUCGAGGACACCAGAUACAUGAUUCAGCUACUCACAGAAGUCUUUAUGGAUAUCAAAUCUUUCUUGAUGCUUCUGUUUUACUCCACUUUAGCUUUUGCCUUUGUUUUCAUUUCGAUAGAAGUCUCUAAGACGCCAGAUUCUGAUUUUGGAAGCUUCCUUUCAAAUUCAUAUUUGCUUGAUUUAGGCGACUUUGGCACUGACUCUUUCUCAGGUCUGGAAUGGGCAAUUUUCUUUAUUGCGUCAGUUAUAAACCCUCUUGUCAUGAUGAACUUAUUGAUUUCCAUUAUUGGGGAUACUUAUGACAGAGUCCAAGAAGGCAUUGUGAUUGCUGAUAAAAUGGAGCUGAUUGAGCUGAUUCUGGAAGGAGAAACAUUGUUGUUCUGGAGAAGAAAUUUGACAGGAAACGUCUAUUUGCAGAUGCUGACUUAUAAUGAAGCGGAAGAAGAAGAAGGGUGGCUUGGAAAAGUCAGAGAAAUUACUACUAGGAUUGCAAGUAUGGGAGAAACUUUGGAUGAGAGUAUUGAAAAUCACGAUAAACGCUUCGAAAAAAUCGACCAUGAGCUGGGAGUGCUUAAAGAGAGUUUGGAUGAAAAAAUCGCAGGACUUUCUCUUCAGAUUAAUACGAAGAUGAAGUACUUGGAAGAAAUCAUUCUCAAGAGCAUUGGACAAAGCUCUUAA